Bathycoccus prasinos is the source of this 2298-nucleotide messenger RNA. RefSeq lists its product with no specific name. The transcript has a single exon. Gene Ontology annotation, cellular component: membrane. Gene Ontology annotation, biological process: peptide metabolic process. The record is from RefSeq and is a predicted model, not a curated record. Bases 1 to 2298 code for a protein of 765 amino acids. Gene Ontology annotation, molecular function: copper ion binding; protein binding; oxidoreductase activity, acting on paired donors, with incorporation or reduction of molecular oxygen, reduced ascorbate as one donor, and incorporation of one atom of oxygen. NCBI's taxonomy places the organism in Eukaryota, Viridiplantae, Chlorophyta, Mamiellophyceae, Mamiellales, Bathycoccaceae.
AUGCCGGAAACUGCGCACUCGGUGACUUCGUUCGAACCGGUCGCAGAUAUGGCCGUCGUGCACCACAUGCUCUUGUUCGGAUGCCGAGAACGAGAAGCGUCCAAAACGUUAAAAAAAGUCCGAGUCGGCGGGAUGUUUUCUUCUUCUUCUUCUUCUACGAACGGCGGCGAAGGAGAACCGAGAGGCGCGGUGUGCGCGAACGAGGACGAGCAGGAGGCAGUUUUGUUCGCGUGGGGGAAGAACGCGGCGCCUUUGCACAUGCCGCAAAACGUCGGGUUCCGCAUCGGCGGCGGCGAGGCGAAGAAUACGUUUAAUAGCUUAGUACUGGAGGUGCAUUAUUUAGAUCCGAAUGGUGCUGUAGAUAGUAGUAACAACAGAAACGGGAAGAGUGGGGUUAUCGUGCACGCGAGGAAAGGAUUUCCGAUCUCCUCGGCGGCGACGUUGGUGUGGGCGACUGGAUUUCAUUUGCCGCCCGGGAAAGAGGAAGUUAAGGUAGAGGCGACAUGCGUGUACGACCAGCCGAGAGCAUUGAAAGCUUUUGGGUUUCGAGUGCACACGCACGAGUUAGGGAGGAGGGUGACUCUUGAGCGAAUGGUCGGUGGCGCUGGCAGAACAGGAAAUCUCGAGAGACGGGGUAAAGGCGUUUUGCUUUUAGAACGGGACCCGCAGUUGCCGCAAGAAUUCGAGCAAAUCGCGGAGAAGAAAUUAAUCAUCGCUCCAGGCGAUGUUUUGAGAACGACGUGUUACUUUAACACCAUGUCGAGGACAGCGGUAACAAAAGCCGGGUGGGGGCACACGAACGAGAUGUGCAAUUUAUAUCUCAUGGUACACUCGGACGAGCCGGCGAGUUUGUCGUGCAUGAGCAAAGGAGGCGCGCCGUUCGAUAUUUCCAUCGGUACCGGAUCGUCGGGAACACAGUCGUUCAUAGGAACGAGACCUUUCGCGACGGAUUUAAAGAUAUCUAAAUCUAAUCCGCCGUUGACGGUAAAGAUGAACGUUCGCGAUAAAGAGACGUUUAGGAUUGGUCAAGUCGGCGGCGUGGUCGUCGAACCGGGUGGAGAGUUCGCGUGGGUCUUUCACAGAGGUCCGAAAGUUGUUUGGGACGAAUACAGCUUCGACGUUGAAACGAACGAGUACGUAGGCUCGAAAACGCCAAUCGAUGUCGAAACAAUUCUCAGAAUUCAUUUAGUCACCGGCGCGAUUGAUCGAAAAUUUGGCAAAGAUAAACACUUCAUGCCGCACGGCAUUUCCUUAUCGCCGGACGCAAAAGAAGUUUGGGUGACAGAUUGUGGCUUGCACCAGGUCAUCACGUACGAUGCGGUCACCGGUAAAAUGUUGAAUGAGUUUGGAACGGCUAUGCAACCGUUUCGGAAAAUGCCCAAUUCGGAAGGACAACAUCACGGCGCGCAAGGCUUUUGCAAACCAACUGCGGUGGAAAUUUUAGCUGAUGGGUCGUUUUUUGUCGCGGACGGAUAUUGCAAUCACCGCGUUGCCAUAUACAACGACAAACACGUGUACGUGGGCGAUACUAUCGUGCGAGACGAAAUGCAAUUAAACGUACCACACGCGUUAGCGAUAUCGAUGGAUGGUACCGAACUCGCCGUCGCGGAUCGAGAGAAUUAUCGCGUCAUGCUUUUCGACAUAGUCGUCGACGCUGAAGGUGGAGGUGAAGUUUCUCUCAAGGAAAGAGCAAAAAUCGAUGUUCGCGAAUAUGGAUUACCGUACGGACUGAGCGCUGUCAAAGCGAACGAUAAGCAACUGGCUGGUUAUUACAUCAUGACUUGGAAUCGAAAAAUCAACGAGCAAUCGACGGUGAAAAUUUUAUCUGCGUGGCCCAUGGACCUUGGUAACCCUCGAGAAGAUAUCGUCGACGGUAACGCUAUUUUCGACAUUGCGAGUUUCGAUAUCGAAGGCGGCGCAGAGUACACGCAAUAUCCGCACGGCAUUUCUGCAUGGUCCGGCGCGGAAACAACCAAAACGUCGCGAAGUCAAUAUUAUGGGAAGAAUGGCGGCUCGCUCCUUCGAAGAAACGGCAUCGACAUCCUCAUCGGUUAUACUCGUGACUUGAUCGAUACAAGCGAAUCGAACCUAAUAGAAUGGUUUUUAGGCGUUGCCGUCGACGACGCCGAAUCGACGGAAAACCGCGCUUUAGUCGAUUUCGUAAACGUUUCGGAAUCGAACGACGCGUACGCCACCGAUCUCGCGUUCAUCGCGGUAUUGAUGCUCUUUUCAUUCUUCAUCUUCCACGCGACGUUAGCCGGAUUCAAUCGAGUCGUUUCCGUGGAUAAGUCAAAUUAG